AAUGCACUGUAUUAAACAGACUCUUUUGCCGUCCUUCCCUCAUUUCCAUCCACAUCAAACCACUUAUUAUGUCUUUUCUUCAACAUAUUCCAAGCCCAUCUGUCUGGUGCUGAUAGCUGCUGCCGCAGAGCUCAGCAUGUCACAGGGAAUUCAGCAUUUCCAUCGAGGUCUAGCAGGUGGGAUUGCUGGAGCCGGUCCCUCUCUCCCCCCGUCUCUCCCUCACUUAGUCCUCAUCCCUCAGUCCUUUUGACUCAUUUGUGUGUAUGGGUGCUGAGGGCGAACAUGGACUCUCCGGGUCUUUUUGUCCUUUUAUGUCUUGGUGUUUUCGAUCAGGCAGCUGCUUCCUCCGUCGAGGAAAUCACCUGGUCCUACAGUGGUUUGAUUGGUCAAUCUGAGUGGUCAGAGUAUUUUCCGGAAUGUGGUGGCACUUCCCAGUCACCAGUGGAUGUAAUAACCACUCAGACUAGGUUCGAUCCCAGUCUGAGUCCGGUGACGCCCCUGGGCUACAGCCAACACGGCAACCAGCCCUUCACGCUGUACAACAACAGGCACACAGCGAUUAUUGAGAUGCCAGAAUGGAUGGGAUUAGGGGGGCUGCCAUGGCUCUUUACUGCGGUACAGCUGCACCUUCACUGGGGUAACGGAGGUUCCAACCAGCGAGGCAGUGAACACACCAUCAACGGGAUGAGUGCAGACGCAGAGCUACACGUGGUGCACUACAACUCUGAGCUGUACCCCAACAUGUCUGCAGCCAUGACGCAGAAGGACGGCUUGGCGGUUUUAGGGAUCCUCAUUGUGACAGGUGAGGAGACCAACCCAGGAUUUAACAACAUCCUCAACUACCUGAGUCGAAUCAAACACUUUGGACAAAAAGUGUUCAUCCCUGCAUUUGACAUCCAGUCCCUGCUCCCUGAGGACCUGGGACGCUACUAUAGAUACAACGGCUCCCUGACGACACCCCCCUGCUACCAGAGCGUCAUCUGGACAGUGUUUCAUGAAAGGGUUCAAAUCUCAAAGGCACAGCUGCUCAAAUUGGAGACAAUACUUUACUCCAGUAAAGCAGAAGACCCAGAGAAGAUGCUGCUGCAGGACAAUUACAGAGUAACUCAAGCACUCAACCAGAGAGUCGUCUUCACCUCCUUCUCUGCAGAUUCGGGGAAGGAGCUUUCCUCUGGGGAAGUGACAGCCAUAGUUAUAGGGGUGAUGUGCGGCUGUGUGGGCCUGGCAGUAAUCGUCCGCUUCAUCGUCAAGACAAUACGAUUUUUAAAAGUCCUCCACCUUGAGACAGUUGUGGUAAACAGUUCUACCUCUAGCUGGGACGUCCUGCACAAUAACCGGCCCGCUCCGAUGCCAAGGAUUAACGAACCAGAGAAGGAAAAGCAGAAAAAACAAGAGCUGGUUUUAAACUCGUCCUCUGCAGCUGACAGGAAGGAUGAGCCCUCUCCGUCCUGUAAAAGCGAGCCCUAGAUGGCUGCAACCUUUGCUUCAAGCUUGACACUUCAAGCCGUCUUGUCUUUGUUAUCAAAAGGCAACUAGAAAACAAUAAAUCUUAACCAGAAGUGACAGAGAGGUCUAGAGGCUGCUGUACUGAUGGUUGUUUUCCAGCUGUUUUCAUUGACAUCAGAAGUCAGUGCACUUGAUGUAAACAAGACAUUUAAGACAUGCGUCCCUCAUGUACGGUGAUAUAUUCAUGUAAAUACAUAAUUUAAUGAGGAAUAAAAUGUUGAAACCACAUUCACUACAUUAAAUCCAAUUGUUCUGUUUUGGAAUUAAUCCACUUUUUAUUCCUGCAAAGAUGUGAAGAUUUGAAAAAUGCAGGAUUUGGUUUUACAGAUUCUCUCUAAAUAUGUUCAAACUGAGCUUCAAUCAGGAGGUUUUGUUGUCAAACAGGGAAUUGUUUUUGUGCUGCUUUUGUUCCAUUGACAGAUCAUUUUUGGUUCUUUUUUUGAUAUUUAUGUUGUUAUUUUAUCUAACCUGCUAACAUCAGCAUCACAUUAAAACACAUGAAUGUUGACUGGAGUUCUUCAUUCUGAAGUCUUAGUUUCUACCCUUUAUAUUUCUUAAUAUUGUGAUACUAAUAUUAGCAAAGUGUUAUGACCUUUCACAUUAAGUCAGUGUUUAAAUGUUUUUAUCCUCUCGUUACAGUGAAGAAGGUUGUUUGAUUUUAAAUAUACAUCAUGUUUAUGUUUCAGUUUUUCCCCAUCUGUCGAUUUAAAAAUGCAGUUUUCAGAUGAUCCUAGUCAGGUUCUGUCAGGUUUUGUGGUGUGAAGAGCUCUAGAGAAGAAGACGGGUUCUCUGGAGGGAUGAAUCACACUUUUCCAUCUGGAAUCGGAUAGACUGUAGAUGUUUAUUAGUUAUCUGAUAGACAUCUAUGUCUAUUAGACAACUAAUAUAUCUAAUAACUAACACAUCUACAAUAGAUGAAUAUUAGUUAUUUAAUUUACAUACAUUAUGAGACUAUUCCUGUAGGUAACGCUCACAAAAGUAUAUUGUAGACACAGUAUCUAUUAGAUAUCUAAUAAAUAUCAUGUGUCCGGUAGGAAGAAACCACCCAAAUGGUGUGUUUACAACGCACAAGGUAUGAUGGGAGCACAUUGGAAUUAGGUGUGGAAAGCAGUCUGUUAUAGAUCUAAAUUGCAAUAUACAAUUGACAAAUUAAUGUCUAUCAGAUGCAUUUAAAUAUCUAAUAGAUGUGUCUAGUGCCUAGUGUGUGAAUACACAUCUUUGAAAUAAAGGUCAUAUCUGACUGAGGUGGUUUUGUAGAUGCACGAAAACGAAAAAAAAAAGACUUCUAAAGUUUUGUGACAGCCUGACUUUAGAAGGAAACAGUGCGGCCAAGAGAGCAGGGCUAUAUUUGGACAUAAUUUCUAGAACUCUACAAUAAGAGAAGUGAAUGAUGAAAAGAUAGAAACAGCAGAACGAAUUAGCAGAGAACGCAUCAACUGCUGUUAAAACAGGGUAAGUGUGUUCCCUUUGCUACAUCCCAAUAGUUUUGAAUGUUUUGUUAAAUUGUUAAUAAUACAAGUUUUUUUUUAUAAAUUAUCUAUUUAUAGAAGUAUAAAUGCAUUUCCAAAUAAAUGUAUUUUUUUCAUCUGCAGGACUCCUGGAUGAUGGCUGCUCGCACAGUUCUUCUCCUUUUUGCAGUUUGCCUCGGACAGCAAACCUCUUUUUACAACCUAAAACCCUGCCAGAAAUCCAACAACAACAAUGCCUACGACAGAUUCAUCAGACGCCACAUUCCACCCAACAGUCCAACCACUCUCAACAAGUCUGUCUGGGAGAGAUUCAUUAAGAAUCAUGGACUCUGUGAGAGAUCUGUACAGUCAUUUCUUCAUCCAAAUGAUAAGAACAGAGUGAAAGCUGUCUGCACAAAAAGAGGAGGGAAAGUGUACGAGGGGAAUCUGUGCAUCAGCCUGAAGGAGUUCAGUUUCAUCACUGUGAGGUACGGAGUGGGAAGCUGUCGUGUCAAAAGUGUUAGAAAGGAAAAAAAACAAACAUCUGAUCCUGGCUUGUGAUAAAGUGAACAACAAGUGCCUGCCCGUCCACUUUGAGAAAAAUCCUGAUAAUGAAAAGCCGAGUGAAGAUGCCAGACUCUGUGGGGCUCCGAGACGCUGGGCUGAAUAGGACUUGAUAUCCUGUUAACCAUAUGAACAAAAUGUAUGACUACAGUUGAUGUAGAAAUUAUGUUGACAUGAUUCUGUUUAAUCUUUUUCCCUUCCAUGUGAUCAAAAUGAGUCAUUUAGUUGAUCAACAUUACUGUAACUAAUGCAAACUUAUUAUUAAAUGGAAAGCAAAUGAA
Molecule: messenger RNA, 3799 nt
Organism: Oryzias melastigma (Indian medaka)
Lineage: Eukaryota; Metazoa; Chordata; Actinopteri; Beloniformes; Adrianichthyidae
Gene: ca14
Product: carbonic anhydrase XIV
Exons: 13
Coding region: 283-1467 (394 amino acids)
Cellular component (GO): plasma membrane
Molecular function (GO): carbonate dehydratase activity; zinc ion binding
Source: RefSeq, a predicted model, not a curated record